Vavraia culicis subsp. floridensis is the source of this 2557-nucleotide messenger RNA. RefSeq lists its product as uncharacterized. The record is from RefSeq and is a predicted model, not a curated record. Lineage: Eukaryota; Fungi; Microsporidia; Pleistophoridae. The transcript has a single exon. The coding region runs from base 1 to 2292 and encodes 763 amino acids.
AUGAAAGAGAAUGACGAAGACUCUCAGAAGAGAAAAAGUGGGUGGAUAAGAAAGGAUUUACAGGAUUAUGACAAAGAUGCGAGGACAAACGGACAAAAAAUUAGUUUAGAAGGCGACAAGAGUGCAAUUGAAGAUCUCAAUCAAAGUAUGAAUUAUAAACCGGUUGAAAAGAUGGUGCAUGGCCGUGAGAAUGGUAAAUUUGGUAAAAAAAGCGGUUCUCACGCAACCGUGAGCGAUGAAGAGCUUGUAAACUUUGGUGAGCUUUCGCCCGAUAAGAUGUUAAACGCUUUGAACACACUUACCGUGUUAUUAUCAAAGGCAAAUGUGCACCAAGUGUACGCAUUUCUCCUAAACUUGCAAGAACACACUUUAACAAUUCCAUCUACUCAUCACGAGUCGAUAACAUCCUCGCUUUCAAUCCUAUCAGCAAAUGUAAAGCAGUUAUUGCCUAUGGAAAUAGAACAUUAUGAUUUGAAGCUGAUCAACGUAAUCGAUGACACUAGCGAGCGUAAAGUGCCGUUCAACAUGUAUUUAACGAAUUAUCUGACGUCUCUGUUCAUAAAGCUGACCAUCAAAGAGAUUGAAAACGCAGUGAACAACUACUUCUAUCCGGAGCGGAGAAGAAUCGACUGCGGCAUUGAAGAUAUACUUGGAAAUGGAUAUGGUGCGUUGUUAGUUGAGGAAAACGGUGAUACUAAAGCGAACGGUGUGCAUGAUGUAGGUAAAGGAAGUGCGAGCGAUGAACACGAAAACUCGGAUAGAGCUAGUGUGAAAGGAAAUGGAGAUGGAUGUGUUAAAAGGGAGAAUCGCUAUGAAAACUUGGAACACGAUAAAAAGACUGCUGGCAAACCGGUAAAGAGACCGUUAAAAGGCGAAAAGACAAGCAGAACACAGGUAACAGGUACUGAAAGGGAAGCAAACACGGAUAAUAUGAGUGUGAAGAGAAUCAAACGAAAUGAACAUCACGCUGCAACCGAAGAUGGUUCCGAGCAGAAUAAGGAAAAGCAAAUGGUAAAAGAUGUAUUAUUAAGCAAUAAAACGCUCUUUUGCAUACUAAAGGAUGAGGACUACAACAUCAAUCUUUUUCUUUCCCUUUUGAAGUAUGAGGAGAAAUUGCAAAGCUUUCUUCUUUUCCUCUACAUAAAUCACGAAAGCACGUAUGAGACGUUUCUAAGAAACGCACUCUCUAGUUGCACGGCGGAGCAGCAGCCAAAAAUUUUACAAAAUUUUGUGGAGGUGCGAAUAGAAGAGCUCAAAUUCUUCGACAAGGAAAAUUUAAAGCAAAUGGUAAAGAAGAGAAUGCACAGAGAAUCGCUAAGAGUAAAGCUGAAAGAAAUUGAAAAGAGCGAGCUGCUUGACAUCAUUAAAGAAGACUUUAAAUUCUUUAAAAACAAUUUAGACUACUACGACCUCAGCUUCAAGGAACUGCUAGCACUUGCUGAAGAGGAAGACGAGGUGAUCGAAUAUCUGUUCGAUAAUCUGGCAGUUUAUGGAAGUAAUUGGAUGGGGUCAGUUGUAAAGGUGCUCUCUGGAAAGAACGAGAAUUUUAUUUUUGAUUUUUUUGAGCAGCGCGUGCGACCGCUAGCAGACCAAACCAAGACACACAGUGAGGAAGAGGUACAUUCUCUGAUAUACGACGCGAUUGUUGUGUACCUUAAGUACAAUAAGCCCAGUAAACUGCUUCUGCAGCUUUUUCGCUCAAAUUACCUGCUUGACAACAAAAAAUAUUUUUUCAAUGUGAUCACUAUUUUAGAGAAGGAAACGAUAAAAAAUCGGCUGAUGGACUAUCUGGAUGAAGAGACCUUGCCUUUUUUUACGCGUGUGAUGACUGCCAAUGAGAUUCUCCAUGAGUUGUGCGUUUUCAACUGUGACAGAUAUGAUAGGGAGAAAAACACUAAAAGCGAUAUCAGCUCACGAACCAGAUUAGAGGGUAUAUUCAAACUGAUAGUGCCCAAAUUUACAGAAGAUACAAUUAUUCAGACGCUUGCCUCGUCUGACAACACACCAAACUUCUUUCUAGCACUUAAAUAUUCACUCAUCACGUACGCCACGCUGAAGCCGUUCACACUUACCGUGUUGCAGAGACACUCCCUUCGAACGAACGAAUACAUCGAUGUGCUUGAGAUGAUGGGAAUGGAUGCGAUUGACGUGUUGGUAUGCAAGGAUAAAAACUUUAUCUCGUAUGUGUUGCGAAGGAGCAAAAAGAUCAAAGAAGUCUGCGUACAAAGCGAGGGCCGGAAUUUGAGAGGAAUGGACAAAGUACUGGAAGCGUAUUCCAGUCAGAUGCAGUGAGAGAGGAAAGCACGUAUGAAAAGAAAAUAAGUGUCUCUGAACAGUCUAUACCAGUUAUUCUACCCUUGUUACCAAUAAAUCAGUGAUAGCCCGGUUGAGUAAGUAACCUUUCAGAUCGAGCAAUACGUGAAAAGAGAAGGUUCUUACCCAACAUGUUAACAAACAUAACCAGCGUAAAUAAAUGUGCUUUUAAUGACGUAAUCGCUUGUUAUCGUCGUACAAUAAGGUCGAUUCUAUUAUUUAGCCGUAUAUCAGUAAAAAUGUG